AUGAUGAAGCAACCCCUCAUUCCGAAAGAACUGGUCCUGUUUGAAGGAUCACAAAGUGACAACGACCCGUCCUUCCUUUGCCUUUACGAAAACAAGAUGGUCCAAGAAGAAUCUGCCCAAGCUGCCGCUGCUGCCUUUGUCAAACGGUUGCGAGAUUCGCCCACCACACCCAAAAUGGUCGUCUUUGACAAGGAUGGCACCUUGGGAGAUUGCACCGCGUCGCUGCGUCGAUGGGUACAUCACAUGACGGCCAAGGUGGAAAGCGUUCUGAAACACAAAAACUUGACAAAGCAAUUCCACACACAGAUUGGAUGGGAUGCCGCCCGGGACAAUGUCGUGCCAUCGGCUCCUGUCGCGGCCGGAACAUGGGAUGACAUUGUCGGAUUGGUUUACUCGUUCCUAAUGGAUCUUGAAAAUGAAUGGAACGUCACAAUCAUCACCAAGGAGCUGACGCUGCAAUGGCAUGAAGAACUGGGAGAUUUGCAUGGACAAGAUACUCCAUUGAUGGAUGAUUUGCCAGGCAUGAUGAGGGCGUGUCAAGAGUUGGGAUAUACUGUGGCCAUUUGCACUUCGGAUGAUCGAAAUGGCACUGACAAGGCUAUGAAAGGAUGGGGGAUUGACAAUGUUGUCCAGUUUUCCAUUUGUGGCAAUGAAGUGUCCCAAGGCAAGCCCAGUGCCGUGCCACUGCAAACCUUGUGUCAGCAGGUAUCGGCUGAAACAGCCACGACUAUUCUACCUCAGCACUGCAUUGUUGUGGGGGAUACAUCUUCGGAUACUGGCAUGGCACGAGCUGCAAAUGCUGGAUUCUGUGUCGGCGUCCUGACUGGGAGUGGGACUACCAGCCAACUCUUGGACACUGGAGCUCAUUUGAUUCUGCCUGAUGUGGGCCAUGUUCCGGAACUCUUGGAGACCUUUCAAAGGUUGGCAGACGAAGCACGACAGCAACAAGUGCACCAGUAG
Seminavis robusta is the source of this 960-nucleotide messenger RNA. The record is from the annotation of a GenBank genome assembly. NCBI's taxonomy places the organism in Eukaryota, Bacillariophyta, Bacillariophyceae, Naviculales, Naviculaceae.